CCGCGACCUCUUCAACUAUUAGAGAAAAAAACUGCUCACACGUCACUGGUGAAGGUGGAUCAUAACAUGCGCCAAUACCUAUAAAGCUGGAGCGCGCGAGAUGCACAGAAGACACAUAGCUCACCUAAGAGAUUCUCGUUUCACUGGAUAUCUUCGCUAUGGUUUUACACUCGUCCUAAGAUAUCCAAUGAGCACGUAAAGGGAUCUUCUUGCGUGUUACACAACUUCUGGAGGCGCUCCAUCAAGAAGAAACUAUCACUGGAACAACACGCACAGGCGCACGUGGAUUCUUUGCUUUCUUUUUUGGCUCUGAUCGUCGUUGGAGAUGUUUGGGCACGAUAUCUGCGGAUGCCUCGUGUCCGCGUUGCUGGCGGCAGCCGGUGCCGUCUUACCGGCUCUGGUGUUGCUUGUGGUCUCGCGGCUGUUGUGGGAGUUCAGGUGGAGCAUCACCCGGGAUCGGACGUGUAAACUCCCACUCCCGCAGGGGUCAAUGGGCUGGCCGCUAGUCGGAGAAACUUUUCACUGGCUCUUCCAGGGAUCCAGCUUUCACAUCUCCAGACGAGAGAAACACGGAAAUGUUUUUAAAACUCACCUUUUGGGCAAACCCCUCAUCCGAGUGACCGGUGCAGAAAACAUCCGUAAGAUUCUGCUGGGUGAACACACGCUGGUGUGCACGCAGUGGCCCCAGAGCACACGCAUCAUCCUGGGGCCCAACACCCUGGUGAACUCAGUUGGUGACCUGCACAAGAGGAAAAGAAAAAUCCUUGCAAAAGUGUUUAGCCGUGGGGCGCUGGAGGCCUAUCUGACACGUCUUCAAGAUGUUGUCAAGUCUGAAAUUGCCAAGUGGUGUGCCGAAACCGGGUCUGUGGAUGUUUACACCGCAGCCAAAUCACUCACCUUCCGCAUCGCGGUUCGAGUUCUGCUCGGUCUGCGUCUGGAGGAGCAGCAAAUUGCUUCUCUCUCCAAAACCUUUGAACAGCUCAUGAACAACCUCUUUUCUCUGCCUAUUGACACGCCUAUAAGCGGCCUGCGCAAGGGAAUCAGGGCCCGUGAGAUUCUGCACUCGGCCAUGGAGAAGAUCAUAGAGGAGAAACUGAAAAAGCAGCAAACCAAUGAUUAUUGUGAUGCUUUUGACUAUAUGCUGAGCAGUGCAAAAGAAGAUGACUAUGAACUUACAAUGCAAGAACUCAAGGAAACUGCAGUAGAGUUAAUCUUCGCUGCUCACUCCACUACCGCCAGCGCAUCAACAUCCCUCAUCCUGCAGCUGCUGCGUCAUCCAGACGUAUGCGAGCGCGCCAGAGCAGAGCUGGAAAGCGAGGGGUUGAUCGGCGACGUGCACGGACACUGCCGCUCACGUUGCCAUGGGAACAUAAUCAUUGAGGAAAGCGAUGCUGCUGAGAAGAGUGAGCGGAGAUCAGUGAUGAAUAAAACGACAUGUUUUGAAGCAGGAGACAAGGAAGACGGACGUCGCUCUCGGACCCAUGUCCCUUACCUGAGUUUAGAGAAACUGAGUCAGCUUUCUUACCUGGACUGUGUGGUCAAAGAGGUGCUUCGGUUCCUCCCACCGGUGUCUGGAGGGUACAGGACAGUCCUGCAAACAUUUGAAUUAAAUGGUUAUCAGAUCCCAAAAGGCUGGAGCGUCAUGUACAGCAUCCGUGACACUCACGAGACAGCAGAAGCGUAUCAGAACCCAGAGCUCUUUGACCCGGACCGGUUCUGUGCGGAUCGAAACGAGAGCAAAACUGACCGCUUCAGUUACGUGCCUUUCGGAGGAGGUGUGAGGAGGUGCAUCGGCCGGGAGCUCGCUUUGAUUGUACUGAAAACUCUCGCGGUAGAGUUGCUCGCCACGGUGGAUUGCACUCUGGCAACAGAAACGUAUCCAAGGAUGCAGACAGUGCCAAUCGUGCAUCCAGUCAAUGGACUGCACGUGUAUUUCAACUACAGAACCCAUGGAAUCGAAAGAAACCGGAGGGAGUCCACACAUAUAUAGACAAAAAAAAAAUAAUAAUUUAGACACUGUACCACAUAGAACGCCAAUGCAUAGACAUUAAACUGCUUUUGGGAAUCAUAUGCAGUUUCCUUUCUGAUGUUUAUGUAAAGCAAAACAUCUGGAAAUGGAUGAAAUGAUGAACCCGACUCAUUCUUUAGAUAAAGUCUUGAACUGAAAAAUGUCCACUAGAAUGCAUGAAAAAAUUUCUUAAGCCUGUGUAAAAAUCUAAAAAAAAAAAAAGUAUGCAUUCAAAUUCAUUUAUUCUUUCAUCUAAGCCAUGUAUGUGAUGUAUAAACAAAACGUGUUUUUGUUUUAUGAAAUGAAGUAGAACACAAAUAAGCUCUAUUUAUAUAUUUUUUUUCAAGUGAAUAGGAAUAGCUCACUAAAUAAAAACUAAUAUUGUGCCACUUUCUAAUUUCUAGGCCACUGUACUAUUAAAAUGACUAGUUAUCUAUUUGUGCUGUCCUUGUGGCUCUGUACUCUAGUACUUACAGAAGUUACAUAUUGCUUUAAACCAUGUAAAUAGGCGACUAAUGCAUAGUUAUUUGUGUUUAUCAUGAAUGUAAGCUGUGAAAAAUGAUCCUUGCGCUGUGAACUGGGGGAUCAGUUUAAAUACAGGGAAGGAGAAAACAAGCAGCACUUUUUCUCCGAAUUAGGAGUAUUUGUGUAUACAUGUCAUGUCAAUACUUGUGUGUAGUUUCUGUGCUAAUGUUUGUCUUGUUGAAUAGUGCUCAUGUUAAUUUUAUAUCUUGAAUGGUAUCUAUUUUGAAAUGUGCAUUUGGAGCUCUGCUAUAGAUGUCUCUGUUCAAUAAAGUGAUUUGAUGUGUUUAUUUGUA
Labeo rohita (rohu) is the source of this 2826-nucleotide messenger RNA. RefSeq names its product cytochrome P450 26B1 (gene cyp26c1). The record is from RefSeq and is a predicted model, not a curated record. The coding region runs from base 326 to 1990 and encodes 554 amino acids. The transcript has 7 exons. Gene Ontology annotation, molecular function: iron ion binding; oxidoreductase activity, acting on paired donors, with incorporation or reduction of molecular oxygen; heme binding. Gene Ontology annotation, biological process: sterol metabolic process. NCBI's taxonomy places the organism in Eukaryota, Metazoa, Chordata, Actinopteri, Cypriniformes, Cyprinidae.